Aspergillus pseudonomiae is the source of this 669-nucleotide messenger RNA. RefSeq lists its product as uncharacterized. The record is from RefSeq and is a predicted model, not a curated record. The coding region runs from base 1 to 669 and encodes 222 amino acids. NCBI's taxonomy places the organism in Eukaryota, Fungi, Ascomycota, Eurotiomycetes, Eurotiales, Aspergillaceae. The transcript is spliced from 3 exons.
AUGCGACAGACCUUUGCUAUACUUGCUCUUUUCCUAGCAGGAUUUGCUGCUUGUCAAGGCGCAGCCGGGUCCUCCGAGGGAGACAUGCCAGGAAACUAUCCAGAAAGCCCUCCAGGAAGCCCUAAGCCAGGUCCCAAAGCCGGCGUCGACAAAGCCCAACCCCCACUUUCUCGGAAGGCAUUACUGGAAAAGAGAUGUCGUGAGAUUAGGGUACGUGAACUGUCUCGUUACGAUGACGCAGGGAGUGUGUAUGUCUAUCUGGACGUUAUCUGCACUGAUGACCCGAAAAAUGAUCCGGACCAUUCCAAGGAUUCUUCAGGCAAGAACCAAGAUGAGCCGAAAGAGCAGAGCUCGAGCGUCAAUCUGGACUGGUUCCUUGGCUGGGAUAAGUCGAAAGGAGGGCCCCUCAGAGGGAAUGAUCGGUAUGGUCCCUUAUCUGCACUCUGCUGGGGUUGCAAAUACACGCGAGGUACCAAAGAGGGUGAGAAUAAUUUUUCAUGUUGGUGUAAGAAUAGCAAGCCUGGCAGUGGUAUAAGGGCACAGGAUCCAGUCACAAAGAAAUGGGGUCAUAGGACACAGUACGACUUGGGUGACGUGUUGGAAAUCCUCCCAAAUGGCCGCAUCGGGUUCGAUACUCAGGACUUCCGUGCAAGGGAGGCAAGGGAGUAG